GCGUCGCUCUUUUUUAUGAUUGAAUUCGGCUCGGUUGCCGAAGGUAACCGAAGGUGACUUCGGCUUCACAUCAGCUAUUCGCAUAGAAAAUGGAGUUUGAGCGUAGCGAGCGAAGCAGCUAUUUUCUACCGUCAAUGGGCGCAGAGCAGUAGGAGUUCUAAGUCGGGUGUGCUUUCCUCUAUUCUUUUUGUCUAUUAUCGAUCAGCUAAACAUUUUCAUAUUUGAUUCUGGAAGACAUUGCGACUGAAAUCAAUUAAUAAUAAUUAAAGAAGUAUUGAAAGAACAAUGUCUACUACUACUCAAGAAGAUUGUUCUGCGAAGGUCAACCAAAGUAAUAAGAAAGAUAAUGAAAAGUCUCGAAAAGUCUUCAGUUCUUCCCAUAAGAAGCACAAGCAUGAAGAUAGUCGUCAUUUUAAGUUUGGAAGGAAGCGGUUGCAAAGUUUUACCAAUAACACCAAAUUUUUUCCACCAUAUAAACGUAGGAAGAAGGAAGGUGUUAUCAUACCGCCAACCAAAUUUCUCUUAGGCGGUAAUAUAUGUGAUCCGUUAAAUUUAAAUAGUAUGCAAGAUGAAGAAGUGAACAGAGCUAUGAAUGCGGUUACUCCAAAAUCAAGUCCCUUACCAACGCCUAAGCACAAAAAAGAAGUAAUCGAAGUUUUAAUUCCACCAAAUAUUUGUGAUCCUCUUAAUUUAAACAAUUGUAAUGAUAAUGAGGAAUAUGAAAAACAACUUAUUUCUCCAACAAAAAAAGGCUCUAAACGGCGUAAUAAAAAGCGAAAACGUGCAUCUUCUAAUUCUGGGAAAGAUGAUACAAAAGAAGUACAGGAAACGGAAAUAAAAGACACAGAGAUUAUAAAUUCUGUUGAAUCGAAUGGUAGCAAUGUUUCAGAAAGAAUUAUUUCAUUGCCUGAAGAUAUCGUUUCUGAUGCUCCUUUAGAAAGUCAAGUUAAAGACUGUAAAUUGGAAAGUCCUCAAAAAGAUAAAGGUAAAUUACGUUUAAAAGGAUUGGAAGAUUCUAAAGAUAAACGAUUAAGGAAGCUGGACGUGAAAGAUAAAAUUGUAAGUCCUGUUAUUCCUCAACCUGGUGCAUGGAAGCCUCGACCACAACAUCGUCCUAGCCAAGAUAAAAAGAAAAAACAACAAUCAUUACCAAAUUUUAAAGAAAAGGAUGCCCGUUACCAGUAUGGUAAUUACAAUAAAUAUUAUGGAUAUCGUAAUCCACAUCAUGUUGUGGAUACAAGACUGACUGUAUUUGUUCAACGUAAACAUCUAUUUUUUGGAAAAGAUGUUCUUGAUAUAGGCUGUAAUAUUGGACAUAUAACUUUAUCAAUUGCAAGAGAUUUAUUAGCACGAAAUGUGACAGGUAUCGAUAUUGACAGAAUGCUUAUUAAAAUUGCACGUAAGAAUGUUAAACAUUAUGUGAACUGCGUCCAGUCACCUGCAAGCAAUGAGGACAAUGGAGAAGGGCAAAGAGAUUCAGAUGCAAACUUUUUUCCUAUGUCUAUGCCAAUUAAUUAUGGACCUAUUGACAUUCCUGGUUUUACUAAAAAUAAAAACCAUAGAGGUUUUCCUUAUAAUGUUAAUUUUGUACAAGGAAAUUAUGUAUUAGAAGAUGAUGCCCUUUUAUGUUUGGAACAACCUCAGUUUGAUACAAUUUUGUGUUUAUCUAUUACUAAAUGGAUACAUUUAAAUUAUGGAGAUGCUGGACUAAAGCGAGCUUUCAAACGUAUGUAUGCCCAAUUACGUCCAGGGGGUGUAUUGAUAUUGGAACCACAAGGAUGGGCUAGUUAUGGUAGGAAAAAGAAUCUCACGGAACGAAUAUAUAAAAAUUAUCAGAGCAUCGAAUUCUUUCCUAACAACUUCACACAGUAUUUACUUUCUCCCGAAGUAGGCUUUAGUAAAUGCGAAGUUGUAUCUAUUCCCCCUCACCCAUCAAAAGGAUUCCAAAGACCUAUUCAAUUAUUCACCAAAGUUGCCUCUACUAUAGAAAUCACGGAGAAUUUGGAAACUGUAAAUACUUCAAUGUCGAAUCAGUCUUCUGAAAAUACUCAAGUACGAAAUGAAAGAAGAGAUCAACAACAAAAAGAUUUAGAACGCAGACAAUAUGAACGAGAGCUUUUUCCAAAAGAUAAAGAAGGCAAUAUGUCAGAAAUUAGUCAACAAAGUGGGGAAUCAAUAAAUCAAUACGAUCAAUUAGAAAAUGUUUAUGCGCCUAGUGCUACACCGUGUUAUGAUACACCUGGUCAUAAUAAUGACAGCAGUCAAUCUAUGGAAGUGUCAAAAAUGUGUUAUGUCGAUGUAAGUAUUGAACAUCAUAAAAUCGACGUUGAGAUACAAGAUGUUAAUAACAAACAGACAAAAGAAUCUAUAUCUCAAACAUCAUCAUCCCUUAAUAAACCUAAUGUUGAGCCUACUGUAAAAGAAAUUCAAAAAGUUGUAGAAUGUUCAGAUAACAAAGAUGACCCGAUGAUUAAUAAAAAAGUUGGAAUGAAACGAUCGGCUGAUGAUAAAACAAUCGAUGAAGAUAGUAAGAAUCUAAAAAAGAUACGUAGAACUGAUGAAAAUAUAAACACGACAUGCAAAAAACAGGUUAAUUCAAUACAAAGUAAAGAUAUUAUCAAAGACAAGAAUACUAUUGAGAAAAUUAAUUUUAGGAGUUCAGAGAAAAUUAAUGAAGAAUGCAGGCAGUCCGUACAAUCUUCCGAAAAGUCAUUCCAAGAUUUGGAUGGUGUUCAACUCUUGAGCAAUAUAUCGAACAAUGAAGGAUCCUCAGAAAUAUCAUUAUCAAGUAAAUCGGAAUUUCAUCAAGAUGAAAGUGAUGUUACAAGUAAAGGUGUUAAUGAUAAAUCAGCAAAUGAUAAUCAACAGGUACGGACAAGUCCGUAAACUUGUUCACAAGAAAUAAUUGUAUGAAUGUUAGUCGAACAUGAAGAUAUGAAUCAUUAUUAAUUUUAGUUGAUUAAAUUAAUGUACAAAGUGAGUGAUCUUUCUCCAGGCAAAUAAUAGUUCGUAGAUUAUUCAUGCACUCUUGAUCAGUUAUCUUUCCUAGAUUAUUUUUUGUUUUUAUUUUCUUUUCUUCCACUUUUUUUUGUAGAUAAAUCAGUAAUAACUGAAAUAUCUUUUAACAGUUUUGAAGUUUAAUCAUCGUUCUACGAAGCAUUCUCUAGUUGUUGUACGUUAGACGAUUCACGCAUUAUUAAAUCGUGAAAUAAUUUGUCAAAUGUUAAGCUAUUAAAUGAAAAAUUUCUUUAUACAAAUUAAAAAACUUUUUUCUUUAAA
Polistes dominula (European paper wasp) is the source of this 3279-nucleotide messenger RNA. Its product is annotated as 7SK snRNA methylphosphate capping enzyme. Gene Ontology annotation, biological process: snRNA modification. The record is from RefSeq and is a predicted model, not a curated record. Gene Ontology annotation, molecular function: RNA methyltransferase activity; O-methyltransferase activity; snRNA binding. NCBI's taxonomy places the organism in Eukaryota, Metazoa, Arthropoda, Insecta, Hymenoptera, Vespidae.